Messenger RNA from Diplodia corticola, 2064 nucleotides. Its product is annotated as kelch repeats protein. Gene Ontology annotation, molecular function: protein binding. The transcript has a single exon. Lineage: Eukaryota; Fungi; Ascomycota; Dothideomycetes; Botryosphaeriales; Botryosphaeriaceae. The record is from RefSeq and is a predicted model, not a curated record. Bases 1 to 2064 code for a protein of 687 amino acids.
AUGGCCAAAAAGGCGGACAAGGCCAAGAAGGCCGAGAAAAAGGCCCGCACCGCGGCGAAGCAGGAGAAAAAGGCCGGCAAGAAAGAGUCCAAGAACCAAAAGCGCGCCAAGGACGGCGAUGACAGCGACGCCGACGACGUCGACAUCGACGCCGUGCUCGCCGAAUACGCCCGCCAGCAGGAGCAGUUCCUCAAGGUCACCGAGGCCGUCGUGGAUCCGCCGUCCGCCCGCGCCUCGGCCACGCUGAUCGGCUCGCCCACCAACGACAACGAGCUGUUCCUCUUCGGCGGCGAGUACUUCAACGGCGCCCUCGCCCACUUCUACAACGACCUCUUCGUCUACAACAUCCACCGCGACGAAUGGCGCCGCGUCACCUCGCCCAACACGCCCCUCCCGCGCUCCGGCCACGCCUGGACCCGCGGCGGCAACGACAAGGCCAUCUACCUCUUCGGCGGCGAGUUCUCCUCCCCCAAGCAAGGCACCUUCUACCACUACAACGACCUCUGGCGCCUGGAGCCCUCCUCGCGCGAGUGGAUGCGCCUGGAAUCCAAGGGCAAGGGCCCCCCCGCCCGCAGUGGCCACCGCAUGACCUACUUCAAGAACUACAUCAUCCUCUUCGGCGGCUUCCAGGACACGUCGCAGCAGACGCGCUACCUCAACGACGUCUGGAUCUACGACACGGCCACCUACGCCUGGCACGAGCCCAAGCUGCCGUCCGUCGGCCAGCGCCCCGACCCGCGCUCGUCCUUCUCCUUCCUCCCCAGCGACGCCGGCGCCGUGCUGUACGGCGGCUACUCGCGCGUCAAGCAGGCCGCGAAAGGCGGCGGCAGCGGCAAAGGCGGGCCCGCGUCGCGCAACGUCCUCAAGCCCGUCGUGCACCAGGACACGUGGUUCCUGCGCAUCGUGCCGCCGGCGGCCGACGCCAGCGCCUCGCUGCCCAAGGUGCACUGGGAGCGCCGCAAGAAGGCAGCGAACCCGCCCAAUCCGCCGCGCGCGGGCGCGACCAUGGCGUUCCACAAGGGGCGCGGCAUCCUGUUUGGCGGCGUGCACGACGUCGAGGAGAGCGAGGAGGGGAUCGACAGCGAGUUUUUCAACCAGCUGUUCGCGUGGAACAUCGACCGCAACCGCUACUUCCCGCUCGCGCUGCGCAAGCCGCGCGCGCAGGGGAAGAAGCAGGGGAAUGCGGGCGGCGAUCGCGGCGGGGGGAGGAGGGGCCGCGGCAAGGCGGAUGAGGAGGAGCUGUUGCGGAACUUGAAGGCGCUGGAGAUGAGGGGGACGCUGGCGGGGGCGGACGAUGAUGGCGACGACGGUGCCGAGCUCCCUGCGCGGCUGGAUGGCGCGGCGAGGGAAGACGACGAGGAUGAGAAGCCGGACCGCGCGCCGAAGCCGGUGCAGUUCGAGAUGCCGCACCCGCGGUUCAACGCCGCGCUCGCGGUGCAGGACGACGUGCUGUAUGUGUUUGGCGGCACGUUCGAGAAGGCGGACCGCGAGUUCACCUUCGACGAGAUGUGGGCGAUUGACCUGGGCAAGCUGGAGGGCGUCAAGGAAAUAUUCCGCCGCGAGCUGGAAGACUGGCAGGGCGAGGAGAGCGAAGACGAGGAUGAGGACGAGGAGGACGAGGAGGAUGAGGACGAGGAGGAUGAGGGGAGCGAUGACGACGACGUCGCCAGCACCGCUGCUACGUCCGUCUCAGCGGCCCCGUCGGCCAAGGAUGCGGAGGAGAACGCUACCGCGGAGGAGAAGCACAAGUCGGCGUCUGCACUGACGGAAGAUGGCCUACCGCACCCGCGGCCUUUCGAGACGCUGCGCGAUUUCUACGCGCGCUCGACGAACGACUGGCAGAACGUCAUUAUUGACGAGCUUUCGCGGAAAUACGGUGGUGAGGCGAAGCUGCCCAAGGAGAUCAAGACUAUGGCGUUUGAGCGUGCCGAGGAGAAGUGGUGGGACUGCCGCGAGGAGAUUCGCGCGUUGGAGGACGAACAGGAGCAGGCGGGUAUCAGUGAGGUGGUCAGCUUGGCCGAGAGGGGCGAUGCAGCUACUGGUGGAGCGGGAAGGAGGAGGUAA